AAACAAUGGAACACUUUAUCUUGCGCUGUGAAAUACUUUCUCCUAUGCGAGACCCCAUUCUACUGGACUUAGUACAUGAACCGAAAAUGAUAAAUUUUGCAUUCUGGGAUCAACUCCAACCGAAAGAACAAGUGCAAAUUAUAAUAGACUGUACCCACCUGUGUCAAAGACUCAGUAUCAAAUACUCAAGGCUGUUUGUAUUAGGAAAAGUCGAAUUUCAAUGUAGAAGGCUGCUCUUUAAUUUACACACAGAAAGAUAUAGGUACUUAACUGCAGUUAAAAAAUCAGAGAACUUUAAAGUGCACAAAACGGCGACGGCCACCAAUAUAUAAUAAGUUUCCAGUGAAUAAUAGAACAGUCCAUAAUUCAGAAAUUGUAAACUGUUUGUGACGUGCUCAGAACACGGUUUGUCUACAGAGGCAGAGAAGACUUGGAUAACGAUAACGAUGCCGCUGGAUUUGUCUCAGACAGAGAUAUCGGUUGCUGACCUUGACAUUGAGAUUGCAAGUCCGGUUAAAGACCUUUUCAGUCACACCUUGCGCUAAUUCAACAUGUUACAGAAAUGUUUGAAUAUUACAAUGCGGUUUGACCAGGAGUGUAGAGUGUGGAAGUAAAGCAAUAGACUGAUUUACCUAAUCUAAUCAACACCUAUUGAGCUUAAACUCUUUCUUUUUUUGUUUCAGAUUUUCACAUCAAGGAAAUGAAUUGUGGCAAAACUUUUCAAUAAAACUGUCCAAAAUCAAGAAAGAAUUAUGAGCACAUUCAAACUGUUUUUAAUUCUGUCAAAACGAUUAUGACCGAAAUAAUUGCUGUUGAAACUCUGAGGCUGUUUGUUUCGAAAUGGAGAAAAGGGAAGUAUCUCGCUAUAAGAAUAAGACGACGAUUCCUAUCCGGCAAUUAACUGAAAAAUAGAAAUAGCGCUGACUACAAAAGGGAUCCAUAUUUUCCAUUUCACGGAAUCAAGAGAAACAUAAGGAAGCACGAAGCAGAGUAACAAUAAAGAGAGAAGAAAAUGAAUUGGGCCUUUAUUUUUGUAUUGCUACACUUUUGGAUUACAUCCUCUCAGCAGAUGACAUACUUUAGACGUUCCGCUGAUACCGAGAUAACCAAUGGAUAUUUCUGGAACAAGACACAGGAGAGAGACGGAAAAGAUCAAAAGGAUUUCAAAGAUCAACUGUUCAGAAAGAAAAAUGUGUACUGUAAAACAGUGAAGAUAGACAGUUACACUGUCCUAAAUUGCAGUCAUCAUAAUCUAACUUAUAUCCCAAGGAUUGGUUUUAAGAUCGACCGUCUUGUCUUUGGUUAUAAUAACUUAAAAAACGUCACAUCACACACAUUCGAAAAUAUAAGUUUCCCUGAAUACCUUAUUACAUUAGAACUUGAUUACGAUAAUAUAGAAAACAUUUCCACAGAGGCGGUCGACAUAUUCACAAAUCUGAACAGCUUGCAAAUCUCUGGCAAUCCAUUUAAAUUUGAUAACUUGAAAAUGUUUCUGGGAGCAAUAACAAAAUUAAGAAGUCUAAGGACGCUGACAUUAAAUGCUUUACAGAAAUUUGCAGUUAAAAAAGAUCUGUUUUCAAUGAUGGAAGGAACUACUAUUACUUCCCUGAGUCUGCGAUACAAUAAAAUGAACUCGUUUUCAAUGGAAAUGUUUACUAUCUUCAGUCGUCUGACCAAAUUAAACUUGUCAUUUAAUGAUAUUUUUUAUCUAAGAUUGUGGAAUUUGCCAAGCCUUCAAGCUUUAUAUUUAUCAGAUAACAACUUACGUAAAUUUCCACAAUUUUGCACCACCACAAACAAAAACGAAUCUUACUUUCCUAGUCUAAGGUUUCUAAACAUCGGCCAAAAUGAAAUAUCUAAACUUACCAGAAGCAAUUUAAAUUGCAUAGCUGGACUUCACAACUUAUCAAUAAGCUCGAACUACAUAAGCGUUAUUCCAAACAACUUACUCGUGAAUACAACCAUUUCCGAUCUUAAUUUAAAUAAUCAAAAUGUCCGCAAAUUCAAAAUUGAACGCUACGCUUUCAGAUCAAAUUCGCUGCUGAAUUUGUAUAUAGGGUACAAUGCAAAUGUUGAUGACGUAUUUGAAAGUCUUGACACAUUUGAAUACUGUUCAUAUUUAUUACGUUUAGGUAUAAGCAACAUCAAAAUGACGUCAUCGACAAGUGAAGUAGUAUAUACUCUUUUUGCACCAUUAAAGAAACUGUUAUAUUUUAAUUGCUAUGCAUGUGAAAUAAAUCAGGAUCCAAAGUUCUUUCUUGCAAACAAACCGAAUUUAAUAACAGCUGACAUGUCUGGCAGCUUGAUUCAAACAUUGACCAGCGAAUCGUUUAAACAAAACCUAGCGCUAAAGAAGCUUAGGCUUCAGUUCAAUAAACUUGUACAUCUACCAGCAUCAGCACUGCCUGUCAAACUAUUAAAACAACUCGAAAUCAUUGAUUUAAGUAACAAUCCCUUUACGUGUGACUGUAACUUACAGUGGUUUAUUGACUGGCUGAAUGUACCAGAAAAUAAGAAAAAGAUCAGUACACACCAUUGGAACUACAACUGUGCAAACCCUGAAAAAUGGAUGAACAAGCCUCUAGCUGAAGUAACAUUUUCCUACAGAGAAUGUCAUCCCUGGAAUCUUUGGAUUUGGGUUGGGAUCGUAGUAGGACCAUGCCUGUUAGUUGCUGCUAUCACGGGAUUAGUUGUUUACAGGAAUAGAUGGAAUAUAAAACAUUAUAUAUAUUUACUGAGGAAAAAGAAACAGUACCAUUUAAUCCAGGGAGAUAACUAUCAAUAUGAUGCUUUUGUUGGAUAUGAGGCAAACGAUUCUGUCUGGGUAAGACGCCGAUUAAUUCCAGUCCUAGAGGCUGAAGAAGGGCUGAAAUUGUGUAUCCACGAGCGCGACUUCCAAGCUGGUGUCUUUAUUAAUGAUAACAUUGUCCAAAACAUCAAUGCUAGUCAAAAGGUUAUCCUUAUUCUGACAAAUGCCUUUGCACAAAGUGGUUGGUGCAUGUUUGAAUUGAAGGUUGCACAUUCGAAGCAAAUUGAGGAGGAAACAGAGGUAUUGGUCAUUCUCCUGGAGAAAAUAGAUGCUAGGAACAUUAACCAUUCUUUAAAGGUACUGAUGGACACGACCACAUAUAUUGAAUGGACAGAAGAUGUGGCUGGUCAGCAAUUAUUUUGGACAAAAUUGAAAGACGCUAUGAAAAAAUGAGAACAAUUUUACACAACUAUAUUUAAAUGAUGUAUAACCGGUUUCAGAUAUUCUCCUGUCAAUCAUUAAUUCUUUGAUAGUGGACCCUUAAUGACAGUCGGUAAUUUACUAUAAGAUUCUUUCGCUGGUUGUAGAUGCAGAUGAGAAUUUUCGGCCUUGAGUUACCGCAUAACAGUUACCCGAGAGCCGGAUAUUCCCAUCUGCACCUAUAACCAGUGACAUAAUAUAUUUCUGGCAUACAGAUGUCAAGAAAUAACAAUAAAAAUAAAAUCAAUCGAACGGCUUUCUUUUUAGAACUAUUUCUUAUAGCAGCGUAUUUAAACAAAGCGCGUUAAACCAACGUCCGUAAACAGGAAAGACGUCAUGACAUUUCAAACACAAAUAACAAUGUUUAGUUCCGGUUUUGUUUUAUCAGUUGCAGCGUAACGUUAUGCAUUUUUGAUAAAGUAACGUGUUUUGAUUCGAGAAAUAUACUAUCAGGAACAAAGAGAAACUGUCGAGGUACUGCAUUUUUAUUCCUUUUUUUUUAAAUAUAAAUUAGUACAUAAAUCUUUGACAUAUAUGUAGUUCGUAAUACGUCAUUUAAAGCACGAGAGUCAUCUUACACACCGGUGUGUAAGACAGAUUUUUCCAGCAUCGGUAAAAGUACCGGAAAAUUCUUGUCUGGUAUGCAAGAAGUUCAAUUACGUUUUCUUCCUAUGUGAUUUCGGCAUUGUCCGGUUGUCAUGGCUGAUCACUACCAAAUAGAAUGUAAGCCUCACAAGUAGUCCAAAUAUAAAUAGUACUAAUCUUUUUUCCUUUCCUAGUGCAUUUUCUCGGCAGCAACGUGCUUACUUUUACCCUACCGCGUUUCAGUAUGUAUCACUUUGCAUUCUUUUGAAAUCGGCAUGUUCCUAUCGCAUGACAGGUAAAAAUGGCGGCGUAAGAAUUUAAUGCCUCGAAAAGAGAAAUUGAAAGAAGCGAAAAGUAGUAAAUUCAGCGGGUUGUAUUUAACGAACUGUACUUUUCUUAUAUAAAAGUUAACACCCCCUUUUCUUUUUCUUUUUCUAAAGUAGCGACCUAGUUCUUUAUGGGAAUAUAAGUCUCAGAAAAUCUGAUAUGUUAGAAAAUGUCGAAAAACCGUUAUGAAGUAAGUUGAUUUUAUAUGAAAUAAAGAACAGCUGGAUUUAGUGGUGUUCAGCCUCAUCGAAACCAUUGUUUGCAUGACCUAUUUUUACGGCGGAAGAAUACCGAAAUACAAAAUCGAAAGGAGUGUCGAAUGCCACUACGGAUCCACUACUGAAAUAUAACAUUUAAUUACAAAUUACACCCGGAACAACUGAUACGUAUUAGACCUUCCUGAUUACACUAACAGCAGAAAUUUGUGAUACUAUGUGAAUUUUUAAUUAUAAUAUUUGUGGUUAUAUACAGUAUGUUUAAAUUAUAACCGACGGACAACUUUACUGCUAAGCCUGUAAUAAAAUAAAUGUCGCAACAGUUAUUUUCAGAUAUUUUAAUGAGGUACCACAAAAUAACGGUAUUCUUUUGUAUUUCCAUGAUAUGGUAAUUAUACAUGCUUUGCAUUAAGAAAAUGAGAAAUAUCAAGUAUCUAGUUACAAACUGACAGUGGCAUAUAGAAGGCCAAAACAAUGUGUUUAAUGUCUGAAUAUAUAAUUGUUAAAUUAAUGUAGUAGUAUGCACAGUACUUGAUGAUGUUUUAAGGUGAGUUUAGAACACACUUCGUUUGUACAGUGUAAAUAGUUAUUAUUCUAUGUUUAUAAAACUAUACUGAAAGGAGAAUGACUAAAUAAGUUUGCAGAUGAAGUUGUAAAAACACAUUAAUUCAGGGAGGGCAUAAAUUGCCCGCCUAUCGUUUUGUAGAAUAGUGUAUUAUACCGGUAUUAUCAGAAUGAUUUGCACGGCGUUCAUGUUGAAGGAAAAAGUAGGUCACUAGGUCGCGGUGGGUCUUUACUUUUUUCACAGGAACAGAUACUGUAGGCCCUUAUCUUUUCUCAAUAAUAGUGCAUUUAGUCUUCGAAGUAAAAACAAUUAGAAUAAUAAGCUAGAUAUUUUGUAUUCAUUCACGAAAUCGGAGUUUUACACUUUUUAUUGCAUUCAGAAUUGUGUUUGGUAUGUUCAGAAUGUGGAUCGGAAAUUUAAAUCGAUGUGGAUUCCGACUUGAAGAUCGAGCCACCUUAAAAUUUGGAAAGCCACACCGAAUGUCUGUAAAAAUUAUUGUAAUUUUAAUCAAAUCUUUACUUUUAGUGAUUUUUAUUUAAAUACCAAUUAUGUUGAAUAUAUGAAAAGGUUGUAUCAUUUACCGUGUAUAUAUAUAUAUAUGAACAAUUUUGUUUUGCAGAUAUAUUUAUUUUUAUAUAAUUCCCCAUGUACAAAACGACACUGGUUACAAGACUUCUAGUGUUUCAUGUAUAAACUAAUCUGAUGUCCACCCCGUUAAAAACUAUUUUUGAAUCUAUUAAGGCCUCAACAGAUGGUAGGUUCUAGUUGUACAACACUAAUUAUCUCAAAGAUGUACAAUUUUAAAAUUGUACAUUUUUCACAUACAGACAGUAUUUCACUCCCAUAUAAAUCACAGAGAUUUACCUAGUAAACACAGUGCAUCAGGUACUGAAAAGAAUGUAACCAUUAAUAAUAAAAACUAAUAUUCACCUUUUUUUAUUUGCUUUAUGUACAUUCCUCCAAGUAACUCUGUAUAUUUUCAUUCUCAUGAAGUAGGAUUUUUUGAACUUCUUGAAACAAAUGUCAGAAAAUACUCUAGUAUGGGUUCCGUUGGCAUAAUGGGAGACUUGAACUCGCGAUGCGGAGAUAAAUGUGACAUUUUAGAGUCUCCGGACAUUUAUGAACGCUAUAUACACACCGUUGAUAAUGAAUUACCCGCUUAUGACCUUGAUACGUUACCGGUGAGAAGUUCUCUCGAUAAAACUGUUAAUUCAUCGGGUAUUAAGCUAAUAGAUCUAUGCUUGUGCUCUGAUCUAAAAAUUGUUAACGGUAGACUUGGUCAGGAUUACGGAGUUGGUAAUUUUACCUAUAUGUCAACUACCGGUAACAGUGUUAUAGAUUACGCAUUGAUGUCGUAUCGAUUAUUUCCCAUUAUAAGUAAUUUUGUAGUACAUGAUAUGUUUUCAUUUUCUUCACAUGCACCUAUACAAAUUGAUUUGUACUGUUACCGCAAAAAGCAUGAAAACAGUAUUGAGUCUGUGACUGUAAAAAAAAAUUAAAGUGGGAUAAUAGUCUUAAUGACUCUUUUAGAGAAUAUAUAACUUCUGAUUUGCCAAAUAUUGAAAUGAUUGUAAAUAAUGUUAUUGAAAAUAAUUUAAGCAUAGAUAGUGGUAUUGAUUUUAUAUCUAACAUAUUGUACAAAAAUGCAUAUGAUACUUAUGGUGUUACGAAAGUUAUUAGAACUUAUAAAUAUAGAAGAAAAUAUAAAAGUGAAUGGUUUGACCAGAAUUGCGAGCAAGCAAGAAAUAACUUUGUGAAUGCAAAUAGAUUAUAUGCAAAUAGUAGAUCUAUGUUAAAUAGAGAAAAUUUAGUUACAAAUAGACGUUUAUAUAGACUAGCCAAAAGGCGGGCUAAGACAAAAUUUCAUCUAGCCCAGAAAAACAAAAUGCAUAAUUUAUCAAAACAUUCUCCAAAAUUAUUUUGGAAUGAAAUAAGAAAAUUUAAGAAUAAGGACUCUAAAUGUAAAAUCCCUAAAGAUGCACUUUUCAGCCAUUUAAAGAACUUAUUUAAUGAUGAAGAUGUAUUUGUUGACGAUGAUGUUGAGCAAUUUAUAAACAGAGAUGACUUAGUUUAUAAUCAAGUUGAAAUGCUUGACUCAGAAAUUACAACAGCUGAGGUGUCUAAAGCUAUUUCUUCUCUAAAUAGAAACAAAAGUGGAGGCUAUGAUCUACUUUUACCUGAGAUAUUUAUUGAAAGCAAUAAUUUAUUAUCACCAACUUUGUGUAGACUUUUUAAUCAUAUUUUUACUAGUGGUAUUUAUCCGAUUUCAUGGACUAAAGCAAUUAUAGUCCCAGUUCCUAAGAAGGGAGAUCCUAGAGAUGCAAAUAAUUAUAGAGGAAUAUCUCUGACAAGUAUUUUCUCAAAAAUAUUUCCGAUAAUCCUUGAUAAUAGAUAACGUCAGUGGUCUGAUAUGAAUGAUACACUUACAGAUAACCAAUUUGGGUUUAGAAAAGGUAAAAGCACCGUUGACUGAAUUCAGUACUUAACUCUAUUAUUGAUAGGGUUGUUAAGAGAGAAAAAAAGAAGUUGUACACCGAAUUAUGUCAUAACCAGAAACG
This is a messenger RNA of Mercenaria mercenaria, 7479 nucleotides long. RefSeq names its product toll-like receptor 4. Bases 1013 to 3202 code for a protein of 729 amino acids. NCBI's taxonomy places the organism in Eukaryota, Metazoa, Mollusca, Bivalvia, Venerida, Veneridae. Gene Ontology annotation, cellular component: membrane. Gene Ontology annotation, biological process: immune response; toll-like receptor signaling pathway; inflammatory response. The transcript is spliced from 3 exons. The record is from RefSeq and is a predicted model, not a curated record. Gene Ontology annotation, molecular function: protein binding; transmembrane signaling receptor activity.